UCGGCUCCAUCCAUCGCUGGCUCGGGGGCGCCCGGGGCCUGCUGGCUGGGGGGAGAUGGACGACUCGGGGAUUAUCCGCAGGCGCCGGCUCCAGAAAGACCUGCCGUUGCCGCGGAAAAGCAGCAGCUGCCGAACCAGUAACAGGAAGAGCCUGAUCCUGACCAGCACGUCCCCGACGCUGCCGCGGCCCCACUCCCCCCUCCCGGGUCACAUCGGCAGCAGCCCCCUGGACAGCCCGAGGAACUUCUCCCCCAAUGCACCCGCCCACUUCUCCUUCACCACCUCGCGCAGGGCAGACGGGCGCCGCUGGUCUCUGGCUUCCCUUCCCUCGUCCGGAUAUGGAACCAACACGCCCAGCUCCACUGUGUCGUCGUCCUGCUCAUCCCAGGAGCGGCUGCACCAGCUGCCCUACCAGCCCACCAUGGACGAGCUGCAUUUCCUCUCCAAGCACUUCGGCAGCACCGAGAGCAUCACGGACGACGAUGGGGGGCGCCGCUCCCCCGCCGUGCGGCCCCGGUCCCGGAGCCUCAGCCCGGGCCGCUCCCCCUCCUCCUACGACAACGAGAUAGUGAUGAUGAACCAUGUGUACAAGGAACGGUUCCCCAAGGCCACGGCGCAGAUGGAGGAGAAGCUGCAGGAUUUCAUCACGGCCUUCGAGCCGGAGAGCGUGCUGCCCCUGGCCGACGGGGCACUCAGCUUCAUCCACCACCAGGUGAUCGAGCUGGCCCGGGACUGCCUGGCCAAGGCCCGCGAGGGGCUGAUCACCAGCAUCUACUUCUACGAGCUGCAGGAGAACAUGGAGAAGCUGCUGCAGGACGCGUACGAGCGCUCGGAGAGCCUGGAAGUCGCCUUCGUGACCCAGCUGGUGAAGAAGCUGCUGAUCAUCAUCUCCCGCCCGGCGCGGCUCCUGGAGUGCCUGGAGUUUAACCCCGAGGAGUUUUACCACCUGCUGGAGGCGGCUGAGGAUCACGCCAAGGAGGGACACCUGAUGAAGACGGACAUUCCCCGCUACAUCAUUAGCCAACUGGGCCUCACCCGUGACCCCUUCACAGACAUGGUGCAUCUGGAGGAACACGACAGCGGUGGAUCCAACACGCCCGAGACAGACGAGUUCAUGGAGGGCCGGGGAGCUGCCCUGAAACACAAGAAACCGCCCGGAGAAGGGGACUUUGAAACCAUCAAACUUAUUAGCAAUGGAGCCUAUGG
This is a messenger RNA of Trachemys scripta elegans, 1206 nucleotides long. RefSeq names its product microtubule associated serine/threonine kinase 1 (gene MAST1). The record is from RefSeq and is a predicted model, not a curated record. Gene Ontology annotation, biological process: peptidyl-serine phosphorylation; intracellular signal transduction. Gene Ontology annotation, molecular function: ATP binding; magnesium ion binding; protein serine/threonine kinase activity. NCBI's taxonomy places the organism in Eukaryota, Metazoa, Chordata, Testudines, Emydidae.